GUCAAUGGUGUCCACAUACCAACCGAACUCGUUGGAAUCGUUCGAUCCACUACCAUCUAACCCAAACUUGACCUAUCCGAUGAGCAUGGUAGUCGAUGGCAGUUUAGAAGAUGAAGAUUCGAUAAGGUUGGUUCAAGUGAUGUGUGAAAGAGAUUCAAACCUGACGAACUCGACUUGCCUAAAACUCCUAUUUUCCACCCUUUUUUUUACUAGUUCUCCAUCCAUAUGAGGGUCUUUUUGUCAUUCUCCACAAUAUUCCAGUCAGAUUUCACCUCUAUUUCAGUAAGUUUUAGAUUUUUCUCUCCAUCGAUAUAAAGAGAUCUUAGCCAGAUCCAAUGAAAGUUUGGCCGAUUUGGUGAAAUUUACUCCACUGCCACAAACCUGAAUUCGACUAAUACUCGCCUUUCACUUGAUGAGGUCCGAUUCAACAUUCCUUCGUGGUCAAUAGUAGGUUCCAUUCUUUCCCACCUGAAUUGGCUAGGUCGACUCUAUGUUUGGUACCAAUCCGACUUGCGGACACUAUACAAAUAAGAACUAGUAAAAGUUUGUUAACUCAAUUAUUGUUAAAAAUAUCGUGAAACGUUUCAAAUUUGUAGCAUUGCUCAAAGCCUCAAAGUAAUAUACUAAUAUUCAUUCCAAUUGAGGUUGGGAACAACACAACCGUGCACCCAAACACCAGCUAAAACCCUUAAACCCUAUGCCCUCAACAUUUCAGAACCAGAAGAACCCCUACUACGGUACUGUUUGGAAGCUGGGAAAGCAAGAGAGAAAAAGAAUAGUGACCCAUGACGGAAAGUCCAAAGCACUUGCUAGACACCACCUCCGAAGCCCCUCAACGACCCUCCAAAAUAGCAAAAACCACCACCGACUCCGAAGACGAAGAGGAACAUCAACAAGAACAAGAACAAUCGGAAAAGCCCACGAAUCCAAAUCCUAGAAUGCAACGGUACCUGGUCGCAAUAGAGUACAUUGGGACUCGUUUCUCUGGGUCCCAGCAACAGCUCAAUUGCCGUACAGUCGUUGGGGCUCUUCAGGAAGCUUUUCAUAAAUUUAUUGGCCAGCCAGUUUCAAUUUUUUGUUCAAGUCGAACGGAUGCAGGAGUGCAUGCCUUAUCAAAUGUUUGUCAUGUAGAUGUUGAACGCAUAAGCAAAAGAAAGCCAGGUGAAGUGUUACCACCUCAUGAACCUACAGUGGUCAAAAAAGCUGUGAACCAUUUCUUACAGAAGAAUGAAGGUGAUGUAACGGUGAUUGAUGUUCGAUGUGUUCCAGCUGAUUUUCAUGCCAGGUUCAAGGCUAAAGAGCGCACGUACUUUUACCGUUUGCUUUGUGGGCCAGAAUCUUUGUCAACCUUUGAGAGAGACCGAGCAUGGCAUGUUCCUGAGUUAGAUCUUCUUGCUAUGCAGGAAGCAUGCAAAGUUCUUGUUGGGCAUCAUGAUUUUAGUUCCUUUAGAGCUGCUGGUUGUCAGGCUAAAUCACCAAUGAGAACUUUAGAUGAACUAGAUGUUUCCGAGGUAGUUUCAAAUCCAUAUUUCCCGUCAAUAAUUGAAAGGAGACAAAAUGAUCGAACCCAGGAAGAUCUUCAUGCAAGCUCCAACACGUCUGAGACUGACCUGCCUCUUAGUUCUAUUUCAAUUGAUGAAAAGGCAAGAGGCUUCAAUGGUGGAACUGAUCUUGGAUUUGGCAUAAGAAGAAGGCAUCGUUGCUUUGUAGUAACAGCACGUUCAUGCUCUUUUCUUUACCACCAGUUCAUGCAUUGCAAGAUAUCCUCUGAAAUCAUGAUCAGGUUAGACUGCUUGUUGGUGUUCUAAAAGCUGUUGGAACUAGAGAGUUGACAAUUGCAGAUGUUGAGAGAAUCCUAAAUGCAAAGACUGUGACUGCUGCAAGUCCCAUGGCCCCUGCAUGCGGUCUCUACCUUGGUCAUGUGAAAUAUGAUCUGCCCUGAUAGUAUAAUGGAUUUUUGGUUUCAUCAAAACAUGCCACGAACUUCUGUGUCACCAGAACAUACAGUACAGCAAAUUUUCCAUCUGCAACGUUGCCAAUAUCCAUGCGGUUGUUGACAUAGGAUGAAGACAGCUUACAGAUGUAUAAUCAUAUAUUUGCACUUAUGCUAUGACAGAUUGGUGGUCACUGAGGCAUGAGAAGAGCAACUUUACAGCAAUGUAAUUGUCUGGAAUUUUUAACUGCCUGGAUGUGCCCUUUUUUUAUAGAGGGUUGGAUCUUGAAAAUGAAUGACAUUGAUUGAAAACUAAUCUUCUUUGGUCUUA
Messenger RNA from Quercus robur (English oak), 2264 nucleotides. RefSeq lists its product as uncharacterized. Bases 786 to 1808 code for a protein of 340 amino acids. The record is from RefSeq and is a predicted model, not a curated record. The transcript is spliced from 11 exons. Gene Ontology annotation, biological process: tRNA pseudouridine synthesis. Lineage: Eukaryota; Viridiplantae; Streptophyta; Magnoliopsida; Fagales; Fagaceae. Gene Ontology annotation, molecular function: RNA binding; pseudouridine synthase activity.